GGAGCUGAAUGCUGCCCCCGCCUCCCUCGGGCUGCACCUCCAGUUUCCCCCAAAGCAUGUAGCUGCUGCUUCUCUCCUUCCGGCCCGGGAGAGCCUUCCUUUGUCCAGCACCCAGCACCAUGUCCGGCUCGCUGAGCAAGAGGAGCAGCCUGGCCAACGAGAACAGCUGCCUGGGCCUCAGCCUUGCCUUGGUGCCCCCGUCGGGGGGCCAGAUCCUGCCGCACAAGGGGCGCUGCGCCUACAGCUGUGGGGAGCUGCAGAGCCUCCUUGGGCUGCCCCCCUCCGCAGAGGAGUCGUCCAACAGCAAGUGGGUGAAGGAGGGGCAGAACCAGCUGCGGCAGGCGGCAGAGCGUGGCCGUGACCAAAACCGCAAUGAACUGGGCCUUCCCAGCAAGGAGCUGAGCACGCUGCUCGUCCCGCUGCCGGGCAAGGCGGGCAAAGACCGAGCGGAGGAGCAAGAGGACGAGGAGGAAGAGGAAGACGAGGAGGAGGAGGAAGAGGAGGAGGAGGAGGAAGAAGGCUCCACCCCAGUCCAGAGCGAGCCUGUGACUGAGUCAGAGCAGAGCUCGGAGCGGGCACUGCCCCGGGGGGAGCAGGGCCGCAGUGCCAGCCUCCUCUUUGCCACCCGCAACAGUGCCACCAGCGAUGAAGACUCCAGCUGGGCCACUCUCAGCCAGGGCAGUCCAACGGGCAGCUCCCCAGAUGAAGCUGACUCUUUCUGGCUGUGUAACUCCCUGGAGACAGACUCUGACCUCCCAGCAGGAUGGAUGCGGGUUCAAGACAUAUCCGGCACCUACUACUGGCACAUUCCAACGGGCACCACUCAGUGGGAACCUCCCUUGCGCAGUGGAAGUGGCGACUCAGCAGGAAACACCCCUUCCAGGGAGACUCAGCUCCCCUGGAUGGACCUUGGGCAGACGGACCCUGACACCAGUCCAGACUUCUGGAAGGAGGUUCCGCCAGAGGGGGCGACCCCCGAGCCUCAGUCAGAUGAGGGCCACUCCAGCUUAUCCUUGGGAUCCCCUGGCGUCCGGUCUUCCCUGGACGAAGGAGGGGAGGAAGCAGCAGGCCGGCUCCUGGGCAUUUCCCCGGGGUCGAAGCGCUUCUGCGUCCACUCGCUGGGCUGGGUGGAGAUGUCAGAGGAGGAGCUGGCGCUGGGGAAGAGCGGCCUGGCUGUCAACAACUGCAUCCGGCAGCUGGCUGGGCAGGAGCCGGCCCUUCGGGGCUCCUGGAUGGAGGGCAAAGCAAUGCUCCUGGUCCUGGAAAACGAGAUGCUGAAGCUGCUGGACCCAGAGGAGCAGAGGGUGCUGCACUGCCUGCCCAUCGCGGCCAUCCGGGUCUGGGGCGUUGGGCGGGACAGCGGAAGGUAG
Messenger RNA from Python bivittatus (Burmese python), 1370 nucleotides. The record is from RefSeq and is a predicted model, not a curated record. Lineage: Eukaryota; Metazoa; Chordata; Lepidosauria; Squamata; Pythonidae.